Pseudomyrmex gracilis is the source of this 1972-nucleotide messenger RNA. RefSeq names its product protein lethal(2)essential for life-like. Gene Ontology annotation, molecular function: protein folding chaperone. The record is from RefSeq and is a predicted model, not a curated record. Gene Ontology annotation, biological process: response to heat; protein refolding. The coding region runs from base 371 to 898 and encodes 175 amino acids. The transcript has 2 exons. Lineage: Eukaryota; Metazoa; Arthropoda; Insecta; Hymenoptera; Formicidae.
AAUCUGGAUUCGCUUAGAUUUGGUCUAAAAUGGCAUAUAUGAGCCAGGGAGAUGUCACCGGAAACGGCUGGAAGUAGCGAGAACGAGUCGAUGAAAAGAGUGGCGAUAAAAACAACACCUUUACUUGUUGUGCGCAUGUGUAGAUCGAAUAGUCUCGAAAAGGCGCCAAACAAAUAUAAACCAACCGCACCAACCGCUGUUGCGCAGUUAUAAGGUGUACUUCGUGAUCGGAGCUACGUCGAUUCUCAAGCGAGUUGCUUGUGCGACUUUGACAAGUAAAUUUUAAAUAAAGCGGAAAAGAGUAUUCCGAUCUGCUGUGUUGAGAAAAACGCAUCGUUGAUUUUUUAAAGAAAACAACAAGAAGACAAUCAUGGCACUGAUACCAAGAAACGUAUUUCGCAAUUGGUGGGAGGAUAUGGAUCGUUACCAUCGUGAGAUAGAAAAUCAUUUCCGCGACCUGGAUCUGCGCGAGAAAAAUCUGUGGCGAAUGCCGCCUAUACCGUCGUUCAACAACGUGUUUCGGCCGUGGCGUGACGUUUUCGAGAAUUUAAACAGUCAGGUGGGCGGAUCGGCAACGGUCGAGCGCGACGAAGACAAAUAUCAGGUGAUUGUGGACGUGCAGCAAUUUGCACCGGAAGAGAUUACCGUGCGAACCGAUGACAAGUGCAUAACCGUCGAAGGCAAGCACGAGGAGAAAAAAGAUAGACACGGCUAUGUGUCGCGCCAGUUUGUACGUCGCUACGUGCUGCCCAAAGGCUACGAUAUGGGCCAUGUGAAACCCAGUUUGUCGUCCGACGGUAUCUUGACCAUCACCGCGCCCAGAUUGGCAUUACCGGCACCGGGCGAGCGUAUUGUGCCAAUUCAGCGAAGCUACCGACCAGCUAUCAAAGCCACAUAAUCCGUUGAACCAAUCCCGGACAACGCAAAACGCUUAAGUUAAUUCUGGAUGAUUUGGAUAAUUUCCAGAAUAAUUCUCGCAAUGAUAAUUUUCAACGACAGAUAUUUGUGUUGUCCGGUUUUUCUUUGGUAAAGGACCAUUAUUGAAUGUAAACAAUCGAUCGAUAUACAAAAUAUCAAUAUCGCAAACAAUUGAGUUGUGUUUAGCAAGGGCGAAUCACGGUCGAUGUAUCGGAUAUAUAAAUGUGUGUAGUUUUGUAACAUAUGAAAACUUAAAUUCUCACGUACAAACUUUUUAAAGUCCAAAUAUUCCUAGGUCUCACUUUUAUCUCAAUAAUUACCGUGAAUUACUUUUGUUCAUUUUAUUUCAACAUAUGGUGUAUUUAGUAUAUAUGGAAUUGUAUAAAUUGAACAAACACAUUGAACUAUAACAUAAUGUAAUGUUGUUAAUUUUCUGAUGGCUCUUAAAAAAAAUAUAAAGUGUGUUCAAAAUUUUUACUCUAAGUUUGUUUUUAAAAAUUAGUUUUAGUUUAUUUUGCUGUAAUACAGUUAAUAACUGCUAAUAUAUUUUGUAGAGGUUGUCAUUCUUAUGUAACUAUUAGUUUAGCUUUAUUAUAUGUUAUUUAGAUAAUUAAAACUUGCGGUGAGGUUAAAUGUAGAGCUCAUGUGUUUAUAUAAUUUUAGUUUGCGUAAUGCUUUUUUUUUUUUUUUGGCAAGGAAUGUGAGUUGUAUAAAAUUUGUGUGCGAACGAUAUAUACGUCGAACUACGCGGGAUAUUGAUAUAUCACUCGCAUUAGAAAUUAAGAUAGUAAUAUAUACGUGCAUAUUAUGUAACACGCUCCAUAUUCAUCUUUUGAGUCGAACGAUUACAAUUGUGUUCAAGCGACAAUUACGCACAUGUUCCAUUUUCAGUGCCGAGACGACUUUUAUGGAAUUUCCGCAUAGUUUUUUAUGAAUUUUAUUUUUCAGCGCUUUAUGUUUCACCGUGUCAUUACUUGACUUGUACAUUUUAAUUUAUAUAAUCUAUAUAUGCAUUGUUAAUAUAUUUUUCAAUACAGAUGUAAUUUUGAUUUAA